AUGGACAAUUUUCCAUACUCAAACCCUAACCCUAAUGAUGCAGAUAUUUAUAGCUCCAAUUUUAUCGAUACACCGGAAAAUUUCGAGCUCUCGGAUUAUCUCUUUCCUGAAGAUGGAUCCGGUGAUGAUUUUUUGUCACAAAAUGAAUUUGUUCAAAGUGUUUCCAGCAGUGGAUCAUAUUCCAAUAAUCUCACUCCAACGACUCAUAACAUGCAAAAAUGUACAAAAGGUGUAAUAAAGAAGUACAACAAGGUGGAUGCAAAGUCUAGGGUUGUAUUUAGAUUUAAAUCAGAGAAGGAGGUGUUGGAUGAUGGAUUUAAAUGGAGGAAAUAUGGCAAGAAGAUGGUCAAGAAUCGUCCAAAUCCAAGAGUUGUCGCAGUUGGACCACCUUAA
This is a messenger RNA of Lycium ferocissimum, 393 nucleotides long. RefSeq names its product probable WRKY transcription factor 50. The transcript has 3 exons. The coding region runs from base 1 to 393 and encodes 130 amino acids. The record is from RefSeq and is a predicted model, not a curated record. Gene Ontology annotation, molecular function: sequence-specific DNA binding; DNA-binding transcription factor activity. NCBI's taxonomy places the organism in Eukaryota, Viridiplantae, Streptophyta, Magnoliopsida, Solanales, Solanaceae. Gene Ontology annotation, biological process: regulation of DNA-templated transcription.